Molecule: messenger RNA, 2182 nt
Organism: Pieris brassicae (large cabbage white)
Lineage: Eukaryota; Metazoa; Arthropoda; Insecta; Lepidoptera; Pieridae
Gene: Hexo1
Product: chitooligosaccharidolytic beta-N-acetylglucosaminidase
Exons: 17
Coding region: 159-1949 (596 amino acids)
Biological process (GO): glycosaminoglycan metabolic process; carbohydrate metabolic process; ganglioside catabolic process
Cellular component (GO): membrane
Molecular function (GO): beta-N-acetylhexosaminidase activity
Source: RefSeq, a predicted model, not a curated record
CACUACUUCCUUUGGAGACGACUGUUUGCGAAUCAAGACAAGUGUGGGUUGGCGCGUUGAUCGGUCAACGCGGGACACAAGCUGCAAGGCACGGUUUCGAUACCAGUUAUCCACAGUUACAAUAUUCGUGACGCUAAGUGGACGCCUACAGCAUUAAUAUGUGUCUCCACCAUAUUUAUGUUUACGUCGUUUGUUUACUUCUUAUAAUUCUGCAAUGUGCCAGCACAGCAGAUGAUCAAGUGUCCCCAUGGCGAUGGAGCUGUGACGAUGGAAAAUGCGUGAAAACUGAACAUGACCCGCGCAGUAAGGAGUCGGCCCUCUGCUUGGAAGCCUGCAAAAUGUUCUGCAAUGAUAAUGGACUUCUCUGGCCGAAACCAACAGGUCAAGUAGAGCUGGGCAAUUUCCUAUCUAAAGUUAAUAUUAACAACAUCCGUGUUGAGAUGGACAAACGCGGUAAAUCUGAUGAUUUGUUGGAUGUUGCGGGAAAGAGAUUUCAAAAAUUGGUGAAUUUAAACAUUCCAUCGGGUAUAACUCCGAAAGCCAGCGGCAAGUCAGUGAUAGUCUACCUCGUCAACGAGAACCCUGAUGUCAGAGAAUUUUCAUUAACAAUGGACGAAAGCUACAGCAUCCGUGUUGGUGCAGUUUCCAGUGAUAAAAUAAACGCGACCAUCACUGGUAAAACCUUCUUCGGCAUCAGACAUGGUUUGGAGACACUGUCCCAACUCAUACUCUUUGAUGACAUCAGGAACCAUCUUGUUAUGGUACGUGACGUUGUGAUCACUGAUAAACCAGUGUAUCCGUACCGAGGAGUUUUACUGGACACAGCGAGAAACUAUUUCACCAUUGAUUCUAUUAAAAGGACUCUUGACGCGAUGUCACUAGUGAAACUGAACACAUUCCACUGGCACAUCACAGACAGCCAGAGCUUCCCGUUCAUGUCCAAACGCCGGCCAAAUCUUUCUAAAUAUGGAGCAUACAGUCCUGCUAAGAUCUACACAUCAGAAAUGAUCGCAGAUGUAGUACGAUACGGUCUCGAACGCGGUAUUCGUGUGAUGCCGGAGUUUGAUGCGCCAGCGCACGUGGGAGAGGGAUGGCAGGGAACUGGACUUACUGUUUGUUUCAAGGAGGAGCCCUGGGCCUCCAUCUGUGUGGAGCCACCUUGCGGACAACUAAAUCCCGUCAAGGAAGAACUCUAUGACGUGCUUAAAGAUAUUUACUCUGAUAUGGCAGAUAUCUUCAACCCGGACAUUUUCCACAUGGGCGGAGAUGAAGUUAGCGAAAAAUGCUGGAACACCUCACAAGAAAUCCAGCAGUUCAUGAUUCAGAACCGUUGGGACCUUGACAAGAAAUCUUUCUUAAAACUUUGGAAUUACUUCCAAACUAAGGCCCAAGAUAGAGCUUAUCAGGCAUUCGGCAAGCGUCUUCCUCUUAUCUUGUGGACGAGCACUCUCACAGACUACACACACAUUGACAACUUCCUUAACAAAGAUGACUAUAUCAUACAGGUAUGGACAACAGGAGCAGACCCCCAAAUCAAAGGUCUCCUGGAGAAGGGAUACCGUCUCAUCAUGUCUAAUUAUGAUGCACUUUACUUUGACUGCGGUUAUGGUGCUUGGGUUGGAACUGGAAAUAACUGGUGUUCUCCAUACAUCGGGUGGCAGAAGGUGUACGACAACAGUCCUAAGCAGAUGGCACAGACAUACUCGGAUCAGAUUCUAGGUGGUGAAGCGGCUUUAUGGUCAGAGCAGUCUGAUUCUUCGACACUGGACAGCCGUCUUUGGCCCCGCGCAGCCGCUAUGGCCGAACGACUCUGGGCUGAACCGGAUACAAACUGGGCUAGUGCUGAGAAACGCAUGUUACAUGUCAGAGAGCGUCUAGUCCGUAUGGGAAUUCAAACUGAGUCUUUGGAGCCAGAGUGGUGCUAUCAGAACGAGGGAUACUGCUAUUAACUGUGAUAAAUUUAAUGACAUAAUAUAUAUAUAUGUAUUUUUGGCCUAGGUGCACAAAUAAAAUAUUCAUUUUGACUUAUCGAAUAUUAAAACGUCGCCUUGAAAUCGUUAUAAUACUCAUAUUACAAUUUACUGUUAGUACCACUUCUUAAAAUAAUGAAUUGUUUUGUCAAUUCAAUUGAGAUUAUAUUUAUAUAAAUAAUCAAUCUAAAUAUUAUAAUAUUUGUACGUAA